AUGUCCAAGCCCACUCCACCCACCCAAACGCGCACCCAAGACCAGCCCACCAAGAACCACUAUUGCAAACCCAGCAAACGAACCACAAGCCCAGAAAACGCACCCCAAAACACACCCCCACAGCACCUACCACAGCCUUGGAAUCGUGCCCAAAAGCACCAGCGACAGCGCGGCAACGCCAUUGAAGAUGGUCCACCCAUGCGCCGCAAACAGCUCUGCAGGCGUGCCCUCGCCCACCAACACCAUGACGUAGGUGCCCAGGACCACGAACACCAGGCCCGCGGUGCUGAGGUUGUGGAUCACUGCGCGCGCUGCGGGUCGAUGCACUACGCCGAGUGCGUGGAGUUGGCUUUCGAGGUCUGGCAUUUUUGGUGUUGUUGUUUGUUUUGUGGUGGUGGCUGUAAAUUUGAUAGAGUAUUUAUUGUGUGGCUAAGUUCUGUUAGUGGACAGCGGGCUUAG
This is a messenger RNA of Aplosporella prunicola CBS 121167, 459 nucleotides long. RefSeq lists its product as uncharacterized. The record is from RefSeq and is a predicted model, not a curated record. Lineage: Eukaryota; Fungi; Ascomycota; Dothideomycetes; Botryosphaeriales; Aplosporellaceae. The coding region runs from base 1 to 459 and encodes 152 amino acids. The transcript has a single exon.